Culex quinquefasciatus (southern house mosquito) is the source of this 1515-nucleotide messenger RNA. RefSeq lists its product as uncharacterized. The coding region runs from base 1 to 1515 and encodes 504 amino acids. The transcript is spliced from 2 exons. The record is from RefSeq and is a predicted model, not a curated record. Lineage: Eukaryota; Metazoa; Arthropoda; Insecta; Diptera; Culicidae.
AUGGUGGUCCAGAUCAAGGUCAACGAGCUGAGUAUUGGGGUAGCCGUGCUGUACAACCCGUCGUGUACAAAUCCAAACUUCAGCCAGCACUACGAGAAGGUCCUGCUCGACAUGCUGGAUUUUGGCUUCGACAGGACGUACAUAGUCGGAGACUUCAACAUCAAUGUGGCGGCAGGCUCGCCGUCAGCGAAAGCAACGUCGGUCAGCAAUAUCUCCGAUCACGAAGUCGUUUAUCUGGUUGCCGACAUUCGGGUACAUCGCACGUGUCAACGGACGAUUCGUGCACGAAAUUUUCGUAACAUCGACCAGCUGCAGCUGCAGGCGGACUUCCAGGCCAAGGAUCUUCGACGACUUUUUGGGUCGGCGGACAUAAACGAGAAGGCUACGGUGUUGAACUCGGAGCUGACCUCCUUGCUGGACGCGCACGCUCCUGAGCGAACCGUUACCAUUCGAGACGAACGGACGCCGUGGAUCACCCAGCAGAUCAAAGAAGCCGUUGAGUUGAGAAAUCUGGCUCUCAAGCUCUACGCACGCAACCCGAACAGAACAAGAGGCGACGUCCAGUGGCUUGAUUUCGAGCGCAAACGAGACCGCGCGAGCUCUUUGAUCUUCGCAGCGAAAAAGCGAUAUGCAGAGCUCAACUUUUCGCACGAUCUCCCGGCAAAGAAACUGUGGUCGAAUCUGAAGCGAGAUGGUAUCCACAACUCAACAAAGCAGUGCUCAUCGUCAGCAGAUAUCAGCGCGGACGAGUUGAACAACUUCUUUUCGGACGGUCACCGUCGACUGGGACCUGCUGCAACCCAACGAAGCGCACCAAGAGCACCUAAUCACAGAACAGCGAUUGAUCACGGUGCAAACGGGUUCAGUUUUCGCCAUACCAGCGUGGAGGAAAUCUGCAGGAAGAUCUUCGAGAUCGACACGAACGCAACCGGAACAGAUGGUAUCCCUAUCUCGUUCCUCAAGAUGCUGUGCCCGUUCAUUCUGCCAGUACUCUGCCAUCUGUUCAACGCCAUCAUCGACUCUCGGACUUUCCCUGCGCUGUGGAAAACGGCGAUCGUGACCCCCAUCCCGAAAACGUCCAACCCAGCUCUGCCAAAAGACUACCGCCCUAUCAGUGUUCUGCCUGCCGUUUCCAAAGUGCUAGAAAAGAUCCUGCUCAACCAGAUCACCGAACACUUGGAUAACCCAAACAACCGCCUACUAGCGCGCAACCAAUCCGGCUACAGAAAGGGCUACGGAACAACAACUGCUUUGGCAAAGGUCACCCACGACAUCUACGGCAACCUGGACGCGGGUCGCUGCACGGCUAUGGUGCUGGUGGAUUUUUCGCUGGCCUUCAACUGUGUCGACCAUCACCUGCUGGCAGCCAAACUCAACCGAGAAUUUCAGUUCUCCGGGCCUGCUUGUGAGUUGGUUUCGUCGUUUCUGCGAGGAAGGAAGCAAUCGGUCCGGCACGGCAGUGCGCUAUCUGCGGUGCGAGAGGUUACAGAUGGUACUCCCCAGGGUCCUGUCUAA